Messenger RNA from Onychostoma macrolepis, 2764 nucleotides. RefSeq names its product zinc finger protein 501-like. Gene Ontology annotation, molecular function: DNA-binding transcription factor activity; RNA polymerase II cis-regulatory region sequence-specific DNA binding. NCBI's taxonomy places the organism in Eukaryota, Metazoa, Chordata, Actinopteri, Cypriniformes, Cyprinidae. The coding region runs from base 359 to 1669 and encodes 436 amino acids. The record is from RefSeq and is a predicted model, not a curated record. Gene Ontology annotation, biological process: regulation of transcription by RNA polymerase II. The transcript has 4 exons.
UCUUCAAUGAAAUGGGUUUUCAGGCAAUUUACAGGAGAUCUGGCGUCAAUACUGAAGCUAUUUGUUGGUUACAAAUCUGUAGAUGUUUCUGUGUUUGUUUUCAACUAUUUUUCUUACCAUUAUUUAUUUUGUGCUGUGAAAACAAUCUGCAGUAAGCGAUAGGCUAUAUUUUUUUAUUUUGGCAGAUUAGCUCUUCACAUGCUGCAAUUCACCUUCAAUGAAGCUCCUCCCACAAGAAUCACAUCAUCAGUGAAGCUCCGCCCACAGUAAUUCAGCUAUAAAUGCUGGAAGACUCCCAUCAGUUCACAAGUGAAGACGAGCAUCAAAGCAUCAGAAAGAGCUGAAAUCUGCAAAGAAGAUGAGAGAUCCAGAACCCUGCAGAAUCAAACACACUGAAGAUACUGAAGAACAAACAGAGCCGAUUGAAGAAAACAAGGAGAAUGAAGAAUUGAGUGAAGUUGAGGAGAAAAAUCAUGUCAAAACUGGAGAAAAACUCAAGAGUUGCUCUCAAACCAAACAGAAGGAUUUAAAGAAAAAAAGAACCAAGAAAUCAUUCACCUGCACUCAGUGUGGAAAGAGUUUGACAUGCAAAAAAAGUCUUGAUGUUCACAUGAGAAUUCAUUCUGGAGAGAAACCGUACACUUGUGAUCAGUGUGGGAAGAGUUUCUCACAAUCAUCAAACCUUAAGGAUCACAUGAACAUCCACACUAGAGAGAAACUGUACACAUGUGAUCAAUGCAGCAAAACAUUUUUGAGAGCUUCAGAACUGAAGAUACACCUGAGAGUUCAUACAAAGGAGAAGCCGUAUUCAUGUUAUUUGUGUGGAAAGAGUUUUUCACAUGUACAAAAUUUGAAAGAACAUCAGAAAACACAUACCGGUGUGAGAGAGUACAUGUGCUUUGAGUGUGAGAAGAUGUUUACUUCAGCGAGCGGUUUAAAACAGCACCAAAGGAUCCACACUGGAGAAAAACCUUAUAAGUGUUCACACUGCGACAAGAGAUUCAGUCGGUUAGGAAAUCUGAAAACGCAUGAGAAGAUCCACACUGGAGAGAAACCUUAUAAGUGUUCACACAGUGACAAGAGGUUCAGUGUGCCGUCAAGUCUGAAAACACAUGAGACGAUCCACACUGGAGAGAAACCUUAUAAGUGUUCACACUGUGACAAGAGGUUCAGUGUGCCAUCAAGUCUGAAAACACAUGAGAGAAUUCACACUGGAGAGAAACCUUAUAAGUGUUCACACUGUGACAAGAGAUUCAGUGAUUCAUCAAAUCUGAAAACACAUGAGAAGAUCCACACUGGAGAGAAACCUUAUAAGUGUUCACACUGUGACAAGAGGUUCAGUGUGCCAUCAAGUCUGAAAACACAUGAGAGGAUUCACACUGGAGAGAAACCUUAUAAGUGUUCACACUGUGACAAGAGGUUCAGUGAUUCAUCAAAUCUGAAAACACACGAGAGGAUUCACACUGGAGAGAAACCGUAUCACUGCACUGCAUGCGGGAAGAGUUUCAAUCAUUCAUCUGGUCUACACAUUCAUACAAAAAACAAUCACAUUUUCACAGUUGAAUCUGCUGGUUUUGAAGAUGAAGAUGAAGAUGGACUUUAUUCACUGAGAUUCAGAUCAACUCAAAGAUGGAGUUCCUCCCCGAAUUGUCUUAUAAUGCAGAUGUGAUGCAAUCUGGGAAAACCCAUCAGAUGUCGCGCUGGGACGAUUUCAGGAAAUUCGAUAAAUAGGUUGAAAGUCAUUUUGUUGUCAAAAUUAGGUUUUCAUUAAAAUAAAACACUUACUAAAAAAGAUGAAAUAUUUUGAUUUACCUCCAUGCCAUGUACUCAUUAAUCAACAUCAAAGAAACUGUGAACAUGCAAAUGUGAUAUUUAAUUAUUGAAAUAUUUAUUUUAAAAUCUCAGGAGUACUUAAAGUAUAUUUGGUGAUUAAAGUUUAGAUGACAAAAAGUUUUGGAAUGCCUGCAUUACAUGUAAAUAAGAAAUAAUGUGAAUAUAUGCAUUUUAAUGAAUUUGAAAGACAAAAACCUUCCAAAGACAUAAAUCCAGUGGUCAAAUGCUGUAUCGCCACCUGACUAAUGACUGUGUGAAUGUCCACAAAACUGGACUUUCUGAAUAUAUAUAACUGUAGGCCAUUUUAGAAAGGAGAAUUUAAAAGAUGAAAAGAGAAAUUAGGGAGAAUCAAUGAAUUAUGAAUAAUUUAUUGCUAUUGUGUGAAUAAUAUGUAAUCCUCAUGUAAUCCAUAAAAAAGUAACUGUAGUCUGAUUACGAGUAUUUUAAAAUGCAACUUACUCUAAUUACAAGUACUUCAUUUUUGGAAUCUGAUUACGUAAUCCAGAUUACAUGUAAUCAGUUACUACCCAGCUCUGUAUGUAUGUAUGUAUACAUGUAUAUAUACACAUUAAAUUUUUCACUCGGUGUUAUAUUGCAGCCAUUUGCUAAAAUCAUUUAAGUUCAUUUUUUUUCCUCAAUGUACACACAGCACCCCAUAUUAACAGAAAAACACAGAAUUGUUGACAUUUUUGCAGAUUUAUUAAAAAAGAAAAACUGAAAUAUCACAUGGUCCUAAGUAUUCAGAUCUAAUACAGCCAUGAGUGUUUUUGGGAAAGAUGCAACAAGUUUUUCACACCUGGAUUUGGGGAUCCUCUGCCAUUCCUCCUUGCAGAUCCUCUCCAGUUCUGUCAGGUUGGAUGGUAAACGUUGGUGGACAGCCAUUUUUAGGUCUCUCCAGAAAUGCUCAAUUGGGUUUAAGUCAGGGCUCUGG